Ricinus communis (castor bean) is the source of this 1579-nucleotide messenger RNA. RefSeq names its product branched-chain-amino-acid aminotransferase 2, chloroplastic. The transcript is spliced from 10 exons. The record is from RefSeq and is a predicted model, not a curated record. Bases 131 to 1300 code for a protein of 389 amino acids. Gene Ontology annotation, molecular function: branched-chain-amino-acid:2-oxoglutarate transaminase activity. NCBI's taxonomy places the organism in Eukaryota, Viridiplantae, Streptophyta, Magnoliopsida, Malpighiales, Euphorbiaceae. Gene Ontology annotation, biological process: branched-chain amino acid metabolic process.
GCCUCCUAAAACAUCGCUCCCUUUUAAUCCAUUUCCGUUCCUUGCUUGCUUCUGCAAGAAAAUUCUCUGCCAACCUUUUUAUCUUCUCUCUUAGCCUUCGUAAAAUCUAUUUUCAUUUGGUAAGAAAACAAUGAUUCGUAGGGGUCGAUGCUUGCACAGUUUGGUUCAAUCUUUACGAAUUAGUUCUUCAUCACAGCUUGGAGCUUACAUUUGUUACACUUCGCAAGCUGCAUCUUCUCAACAGCGAGUGAACAAGCCAUCGGCUAACUUUUCUGAUGGUGAGGAUGAGUAUGCUAAUCUGGAUUGGGAUAAUCUUGGAUUUGGUGUAACUCCAACUGAUUAUAUGUACCUGAUGAAAUGUGCUAAAGAUGGAAGUUUUGUGCAAGGACAACUUAGUCGCUAUGGAAAUCUUGAAUUGAGCCCAUCUGCAGGAGUCCUCAAUUAUGGACAAGGAUUAUAUGAAGGCACAAAAGCAUAUAGAAAAGAAGAUGGUCGUUUACUGCUCUUUCGGCCAGAUCAAAAUGCCAUUCGUAUGCAAAUGGGUGCUGAUAGAAUGUGCAUGCCCUGUCCCUCCAUCGAUCAAUUUGUUGAUGCAGUUAAACAAGUUGCCUUUUCCAACAAGCGUUGGGUUCCUCCUCCAGGGAAGGGAACUUUGUAUAUUAGACCUUUGCUUAUGGGCAGUGGACCUGUAUUGGGUUUAGCGCCAGCUCCUGAGUACACAUUCCUCGUAUAUGCCUCUCCUGUCGGAAACUAUUUCAAGGAGGGCUCAGCACCGUUGAACCUAUAUAUUGAAGAGGAGUUUCAUCGUGCCUCUCGUGGAGGAGCUGGCGGUGUCAAGUCCAUCACGAAUUAUGCACCUGUUCUAAAAGCAAUAGCCAGAGCAAAAGGCAGGGGAUUUUCUGAUGUUCUGUACCUUGAUGCAGUGAAUAAGAAAUAUCUGGAAGAAGUCUCUUCUUGCAACAUCUUCGUUGUAAAGGGAAACGUAAUUUCUUCUCCCCCAGCAAAUGGUACUAUUCUGCAAGGUGUCACUCGAAGAAGCAUCAUCGAAAUUGCUUGUGAUCUCAACUACCAGGUUGAGGAACGUGCUAUUCCGGUAGAUGAACUGAUGGAUGCCGAUGAAGUUUUCUGCACCGGAACCGCAGUAGGUGUUGCUCCUGUGGGCAGUAUCACUUAUCAGGACAGAAGGAUCGAAUACAAAAUCAGAGCUGAAUCAGUUUCUCAGGAGUUGCAGUCAACUCUUGAAGGAAUCAAAAGGGGUCUCAUUGAGGAUAAGAAAGGCUGGAUUCUCGAGAUGCAGUAGGCAUUUUAAGCAUUCAACAAAUAUAAAAUGUGCAUUUUUUGGUUUGGUUCCCAAAAUGCGAAGAUGUAGCUUGAGCUUUUAAAAGGCUACUCAUGUUAGCAGAAUAAUGGUCCAUAAUCAUACAAAAAAAGAAAAAAAGAAAGGACAAUGCCAGAAAUGCAACAUCCAGAAGACCAGAACCAAACACCUUAUGGUUUCUUGUUCUGACCUUUUUAAUGAAAAUUCUCUUAUUUGUAUUGUAAGAGCAGAAUGAAUCAUAUGAUUAUUAAUUUUCAUUAA